Molecule: messenger RNA, 1736 nt
Organism: Melanotaenia boesemani (Boeseman's rainbowfish)
Lineage: Eukaryota; Metazoa; Chordata; Actinopteri; Atheriniformes; Melanotaeniidae
Product: androgen-dependent TFPI-regulating protein
Exons: 5
Coding region: 1062-1736 (224 amino acids)
Cellular component (GO): membrane; endomembrane system
Source: RefSeq, a predicted model, not a curated record
AGAUAGCUUCUUCAUUACGUUGAUUUUACUUAGGUUAUGACCUUAAACUGGGCAGUUUGGUCACUUUGAUCCUCAAAAUUUGAAUGCAUCAAGUGUGAAGUAGAUUGGACUAAAUGUUAUUGAUAAUGCUGAUAAAGAGAAAUCUGUUUUAUCCAAGAACGUGUCUUUAAAAGUCGUACCUGAAUGCAUCAUCCUGCAGACUGCACAGGUAGCUGCACCUUCAAUCUAACAUUCAUGGAGGUGUCAGACCUUAGCCUUUCUUCUAACACCACCUUCAGGCCAAAUAUCCUCCUGCUGGACAAAUAAAUUAAUAUUUUUCUUCUCAUCAUAGUACAAAAAUUGAAAAUAGAUAUAUGAAAGCCUUUACAUUUCUGAGUUAAGGAUUUUUAAAUAAGAAACAUUAAUUUUUUUUCUGAAAUGAAAUUGACUUAGUGAAUCAAUCUAUACAGCAGGAAAGAUCAGUGUAGUGUUUUCUACCUUUGAUGUGUUCUCUAUGUCUUUUAACUGUUUUAAUGUAUGGCUUAACUCUAUUUUGACUAAUGGUUUGCACAGUCUGAACACUUUUGGUGACAGAGUUGCGUUCUGGCUGUCAUGUAUUUGCCAUGUAUUAUGAUAAUUAGCUCAAUAAACUUGAGUGUGGCCCGUAAAGGAAAAUUCUACAGUCAAGAUGCAUAAUGACAACUCGGAAUCAACCUGUAAACCAUGUAGUGUUAGUCCAAAUAGAAUAUAUGAACCCAAUUACCUGUAGCUUCUCUUGCAAAACAGUAUGUAACAGAUUAAACCCCCACUGUGAAUUAAUUCCCUAUCCAGUCACAUGCCACAGUGUGUUGAUUAUGAAAGAAGAUCUCCCAUGUUUCAUAAGAAACAGUGGGCCUCUUGUCUAGAAAUGUCACUUUCCCUCCGCUGCUUACAAUAUCUUAAUAAGCUUGCACUGAACCACUAAUCUUUAAAGAGCUGCACUGCCUGAAGUAGCACACAUCUGAAGGGAAAACUUGGGCUACAUUUUGAAGAUUGGUUUUUCUCUUAAAUUUAAUUUUAUUGCCUUAUAGGGAUAAUUAACAAUGACUUCAACACUUGCGAUAGUUUUCCACAUCUCUGCAUUCAGUUGGUACGCUUUUAUUGUUAAAUCUCUGGCUGCAAAGGAUGGAGAGGAGUUACCUGCAGGGAUCUUUGUGUAUGGAGGACCAUGGAAGUAUCUCACUUUUCUGAACUUGUUACUACAAAUGGUCUUCUUUGGACUGGCAGCAGUGAAUGAUCUUCAGCCAGAGAAAAAGGCAGAGAGCACCCUGAAUAGAUGCAAAGACCUCCUCUUUUCUGUUUUUGGUUUCCCUGUUGGCAUGUUUGUUGUUGUACUUUUCUGGACGAUCUUUGCCUAUGACAGAGAAUUAGUCUACCCAGCUACUAUUGAUACCUUCUUCCCUCCUUGGAUAAACCACGCCAUGCACACAUUUGUCCUCCCUAUUUUGCUUGGAGAAGUGCUGGUGCAGCCUCACACUUACCCACAGACUAAACAUGCACUGGCAGCACUGGGAGUUGUGGGCUUGGGCUAUCUGUCCUGGAUUAUAUGGGUGUAUUUGUCCGUGGGAAUCUGGGUGUAUCCUCUUCUUGGUCACUUCAGCACUGCUGGUCUGGUCGGUUUCUUCUUUUUUAACAUGUCUGUGGUGACCUUGCUCUACCUGCUUGGGGACAACCUAAACAGCCUCGUCUGGAGUAAGACAAAUGUUUAUCUCAAAUAA